Molecule: messenger RNA, 2572 nt
Organism: Agrilus planipennis (emerald ash borer)
Lineage: Eukaryota; Metazoa; Arthropoda; Insecta; Coleoptera; Buprestidae
Product: chromosome-associated kinesin KIF4B-like
Exons: 12
Coding region: 281-2479 (732 amino acids)
Biological process (GO): mitotic spindle organization; microtubule-based movement
Molecular function (GO): microtubule binding; ATP binding; microtubule motor activity
Source: RefSeq, a predicted model, not a curated record
UUAAAAGAAUUUCUUGCUAGGCAAAUAAGUUUCGGGAAAAAUUUAACACAAAAGAUAUAAAAGUCUGAAGCAACUUUAAUUUUAAAGAAAAUUAAAUUAAAAUAAUAUAACGGGAAUAUCGGCAACAUUGUAUGCACAACGCAGUACAAAAACCGUUACAAUUGGUACAAAACUGUUUAAAUAUUGUUUUAUACCUUUUCAAAUAGUUUGUUAGUGUGGAUGUGUAUUUCUUUACAAUAACAAUUCAUUUUAUUUUAAUUCAUCUAUUUAAAAUUAGAAAAUGGACGGAUUUGUAAAUGUAGCAGUUCGAAUACGACCUACUUUUAAAAAUAAUUUUUGUUCAACUAUUAAGUUAAUAAGCGAAAAUCCAUGGACAUUACAAAUAGACGAAAGGUCUCAAUAUACUGUAGAUCGAAUUUUCACCGAGGAUACGGGACAGUUAGAAAUUUAUAAUGUAAUUGUUAGACCUCUUAUUGAAAAAGUACGAUUGGGCUAUAAUUCGACAGUAUUUGCUUAUGGUCAAACAGGUACAGGAAAAACCUAUACAAUGGGAAGUAAUCCUGAAGCUUAUGAAACUGAUGAACCUGGUUUUAUAUUGUGUUCGAUUAGUAAUUUUAUAGAAAAUCUAAGUGAUAAUACUGAAAUUUAUAUUUCUUUUUUUGAAAUUUAUAAUGAGAAAAUUUAUGAUCUGUUAAGUACAAACAAAAAAAUGCUUCCAAUUAAAGGAAUUCAAGACCUAAUGAAAGAAAAGUUAAUUGACCUGGCACAGGCUAAGUCUAUAUUACGAAGAGGCAGUGCUAAUCGACAUGUGGGUGAAACUAAACAAAACAGUAAAAGCUCCAGAUCGCAUGCAAUCCUCACUAUCCAUUUUUCAUCAUGCUACCAGGAUACAAAUAUUUCUGCAAAACUAAACUUAGUUGAUCUGGCUGGUUCAGAAAGUGUUAAGAAAACUGGUAAUCAAGGUUAUCAAUUUCAAGAGGGUGUUAAUAUUAACAAAGGUCUUCUCUCAAUUGGAAGGGUGGUCAAUGCUUUAGCUACAAAUGUGUCUUUCAUACCAUACAGGGAAUCAAAGAUUACAACAAUUUUACAAGAUUCAUUAAAUAGAAAUAAUUAUGUGACGCUUAUUGCAUGCAUUAGCCCGAAUCCUGAUGAUAUUCGAGAAACAAUACAGACUAUGGAAUUUACACAGGAAACUAAAAAAAUUAAACAUAGGCCAGAAUUUACAAGCUUGUUAAGUACUCAAAAGAAAAAAAGCGUUUACAGAUCAUCAAAAAGACACAUUCCUCAAAACAUUUUUGAGAUUGUCUCAAAGAAACCAAAAUUGGUUGAUAUGGCUUGUUCUCCUAUAAAACCACUCAAAAAGAAGUUUAUUGCUAUUGAUGAAUUCAACUCAUCUAUUAGUGUUUUGUCAGAGAUUAAUUUCAAUGUUAGCAAGGCAGAUAUCAGUCCAAUAAUUGUAAAACAUGUUGAAAAGGAACUUUCAAAAUUCAAAGAAAAAUCCAGCCAAAGUAUAAAUAGUGGGGGUGGCGAAGCAGAUUUUUCAGCAAAUGAGAACAUGUUUCAAUCAACUAUGAUUGAAAAUAGUAGAUGUCCUACGCCAAAUGAAAAUAAUAAUUCUCAAAAACUGAUCAUAUCUCUUGUGAAUUCAAUAAAAACAUCGGCAGAAAUAAAAACACCAUCAAACAGGUUUUCAUGGAGGAAGCUGGAAGCUCUUAUAGCUCAAACAGUUCGCAACGAAAUAUUACAAUUUACUAAUCGUAAACCAAUAGCCUGCAAUAGUCCCAUUCAUGUUCAUCAGCCAAAAAAAAUUGAUUUUCAAAUGAAAGAAAAUGCCAAAGAAAAUUUUCCAUUUAAAAUUCCUGCAGUUCCUAGCGAAACGAAAAGUAACAUUAAAUAUCGGGGAAGUCUUCAAACGAAAACCAAAAAAGACAACGAUUUAACGUUUAAUACCCCAAGAACCUUAGAUAAGUUUGUGGAAGGUGAACUGAAUGGUUCUCAGUCAAUUUAUAACGAAUCUUCACGGAUUUCGGAAAAAGCAGAAAAAAUACCCACAAGAAGAAGUGAAAGAAUACUUUCGAAAGCGUUGGCGAAUAAUGAACGGUCCCUUCGAGUGUUGAAUGGUAAUAAAGGUUACGGUCCGCUGGAGGAAUUUAAUAUUGUAGAAAAAACGAAAACUAACAAAAAAAGUAAUCGUCAAAUUUGUAAAAAGUGCGAUAAAAUCGAUAAAGAAAAUUUCUUCAAUGACACUGUCAAUAGUCCUAAGACUUCCAAUAAAAACUAUAUUCUUCACAUAUUAAAUAAUGGUAGCGAAGCUGAACUGCAAAAACUUGCCACAAUUGGAUCAAAAACAGCAACAAAAAUUUACAUGUACAGGAAAAUUAAUGGACAAUUUAAUGAUAUCACCGAUAUACAAAACACGACCGGUAUUUGGCGUGGAAAAGGUUUCUCACGAUUUUUGAAAGAAAAUUUUAUUGAAUAAAAACAAAAAUGAAUACUAAACAACUGUAAAUAUUUUGUCUGAAGAGUUUUUAUUUUCACUGAAUAAUAGACCAAAGUUCUGCAUGCCCAAGGG